UUACUCUUCACUUUACCCAUUCUGUAGUCUUCUAGACUUCUCCGACCGUUCUUCUUUCUUCACACAAGGCGACCAUCGACCGCGGCUAGUUUUCCUCCUUGUACACCUCCUACAGGUUGGUAAAUGGCAAUGUAGGGUAUCAUGCCCAAGGAUCUGGAGCGCCAGGUCUACAAUUUUCUUGGAUCCAGCUUUAGUAUGAGCAUGCUAGUGUUGUUUUCUUCCCUGAGCGUGCAAGCCAGACCCAUGGACAAUAUUUCCACUGGAGGUAGCUCUAACGUCCUCCUCAUCCUUCAAAGCGGCAACAUUAUUCGAAUGUGAACUGCAGGUCCAUUUUUUCGCUUUUCCUUACCGUGUCAUAUUUUUCCUUUUCCUUAAGGAAAUGACUAUUAUUGAUAAUAUUUUUUUGUGCAAUUUUUGAAGAAGAUACAUAGUAGCUACUAAUAAGUUAGUCAACAUUUUGUAAUGUAAGUAUAUAUUUGAGCAGACACACCAAUGCAAAAUUAUUACUAUAUAUAUGUACAUAGAUACAUAGAUACAUACAUACAUACAUACAUACAUAUAUAUAUAUAUAUAUAUAUAUAUGUGUAUGUAUAUAUAUUCAUUGUAUUACCAUGUAUACUGGCUGUUCUUUUUUUGAUUUGGUUGAUGACAGUAAUUUGUGAAUGAGAAAUACUCCCUCCGUCCCAUAAUACAAGACGUUAUUACUUCCAAUAUGUGAGUUGUAGUGUUAGUUUGUUUAUAACCCCCUCUACUUUUUUCCGGGCUUGGGACCGGCAUUGGCAGUGUUAGGCCCCCCUACCCCUCUUAAUAUUCAACAAACUUACGAAAGAAUUUGUACAGUUGUGAUUAGCUAUAGUUGAAAUAUUUCGCAGAGGAUACUGAAUAUAUAAUAAUUUAAUAUGAAGACCAGUCUGAUUGCAUUGUAAUAUGAAUUAUAAUAAUUUUCCCAUGGUUUCACUAUCAGUUUUCAUGAAAUACUAAGCUCGCACAAUAAAACCCAAGAUAAUUUAUUUUCUCGAUGUUUGGUAGUAAUGAACUAUAUCCACGCGUAUAAAAAUUAAUAGAUAAUAGUGGAAUAUGAAAAUAGGUCUGAUAGCAUUGUACAUAUGCAAUAUUACAAUGUCCCAAUACUUUUCCUAUUUGUUUUUAUGAAAUAAUAAGCUUGUAGAAUCAAGUAUUACAUAAUAUAGAUUUUUGAUGUUUGGUAGUAAUGCAGUAUUUUCCACCUGUUGAUGCAUGUUUGCAUUACUUUGGCAGGGUAGUAGACGAUAUUCGACCUGCUAUAUCAUGUUAGCAUAGUUAAGUCAGACUUUAUUUGUAAACAGAUUUUGAAGUGUAGUAAGUUCCUAUAUAUGUAAUUCUUACAUAAUAGUAAAGAUUCAUGUAGUGAAAGAAAAACAUCAUGUUGAAAUUCUGUUAUUUGUUCAUACCUUUAGAAUAUUUCUGUAUAGACUAUGUUCUUGACCACAUCAUCCUCAUUGCUAUCUUCAUCAUCUAUCAUUACCAGCAGUCCCUCCCUUUUUGUUACUCUUGAGAAGGCUACGUAUAACUGUCCAUGUGUGAAAACUUGUUUAGGUAGAUAUAGUCCUACUUUGUUUAGAGAUUGUCCCUGGCUCUUGUUGAUAGUCAUAGCAAAGAAAACUGAUAUAGGAUAUUGUCUCCUUUUUAGUACAAAUGGGCACGCUGAUUCAGUUGGUGACACGACUAUUCUUGGAAUAUAUACUUUUUCUCCCACAUGGGUUCCAGUUAUUAUCUGUGCUUGAAUGAAUCUUCUUCCAAGAUGAAUAAUCAUCAUCCUUGUACCAUUGCAUAACCCAACAUUUUGGUUGAUAUUACGUAGUAGCAUCACAGGUAUGCCUACUUUUAAUUUUAGCUCGUGAUUUGGGAUUCCAAGAAAUGGUAAGCUAUUCAGGAAUUCGGUUGGAUAUGAUAAUUCUGUUUUUGCAUUGAAGGUAGUUGCUUUGCAUACUGCGUCACAGCUUCGAUAAGUUUUCUCUUCACCUUGUAUCUGAUCCAUUAUGUAUUCAUUUAUAUCAUGAACUGUUUCAUUUCUUGGACAUAAUAUUGCUCUCUCUUCUAAGUAUUCUCGUUGGCUAUACAUGUCCUGCAAAUUGGGAUAUAUGCUCUCCAUAAUUGUUUUUUUGGAUCAUGUCCUUUCUUGAGAAGUAUGUCAUUUGGUAUGUUUUUCAAUUCCUCGCCUUAUGAUGAUGUAUUUUUUCCAUCGCAAUAUUGAGAAUCCACUCUUCAAAUUCUUCUACCCUUUGUUUCUUUGAUUAAUCAUUUGUUGUGCAGUUCAGCCGCAUGUUUUUUGUUCGCUUCAUUACAUGGAAGUUCUUCCAAAGAUAAGAUCUUUUAAUGGAUGCAGUGACUAUGUUGUGUCUUCUUCCUGGUAUAAUAGGAAGGAUCUGGCGGGUGUCCCCUCCUAGAACCAUUGUCAUGCCACCGAAUGGCCUGUCGCUGUUGUUCACAUUUUUAUGUCUUAAUAUAUCCCUUCCUAUCUAGCGCCUCAAAACAUAUCUUGUUUGCCAUUGGAGCUUCAUCCCAUAGUAUCAGCGACAUCUUUUUUAGUAGGUCUGCCAAGUGUGAACCCUAUUUGAUGUCACACGUUGACUCUUCUGUAAGGAUCAGUGGAAUGUGGUGUGGGAAACGUCGUACCCGGUUCAGGGCGACGGCUUUGUGUUAUAAAGAUAGGGGCGCGACUCCCUGAUAGCGUACAAGUUGUUGGGAUAGAGACUUGAGAUACAAGGGAUAAGCUACUUGGAGUACAAGGGAUAAACUAGAGAGAGAAUAUUGUUACAGAGAAUAUUUAUCUAGUCUAUCUAGCCUAUGCGGUUGGCUAACCGAACCAUCUUGAGCUGGGCCUGCCGAACCACCUUGACACCAUACAAUGUUAUUUAACACCCUCCCUUAAUCACAACUUGGUCAAGUUGAGAUUACGCUUGAACUCUUCAAAACUUUUUGUAGGCAAUGCUUUUGUGAAGCCAUCUGCAUCCUGAUCUCGUGAAUGCACAAAACGAAUAUCCAAUUGUCUCUUUGCAACUCUUUCUCUGACAAAAUGGAAAUCUAUCUCGAUGUGUUUUGUUCUGGCAUGAAAAACUGGGUUAGCAGAUAAAUAAGUAGCGCCCAGAUUGUCACACCAUAAACAUGGAGUUUUAGUGUGCUUCACACCCAGCUCUCUCUCAACAUGGACUGAACCCAGAUAAUCUCAGCAGUGGCAUUUGCUAAUGCUUUAUACUCAGCUUCAGUGCUAUAUCAUGAUAUAGUAGCUUGUUUCUUUGCACAUCAUGAUAUAAGAUUUGGUCCAAAGAAAACUGCAAAUCCACUAGUGGAGCGUCUGUCAUCUAUACAUCCUGCCCAAUCAGAGUCAGAAAAAGCACUGACAAGAGUUUAUGAAGAUUUGGUGAAUGUAAGACCAAGAUUCAUAGUAUCUUUCACAUAUCUCACUAUGCGCUUGGCAGCAGUCCAAUGAAUAGUAGUAGGUGCAUGAAGAAAUUGGCAUACUUUGUUUACUGCAAAGGAUAUAUCUGGCCUUGUUAAGGUGAGGUACUGGAGUGCUCCUACUAGACUUCUAUAUCUAGUACUAUCCUCUUGACCCAAGAGAUCUCCUUCUUCAAGUGACAAUUUUUCUGUGCUAGACAAAGGAGUUGGAGAGGCUUUACAUCCUUGUAAGCCAACUCUUCUUACCAAAUCAGCAGCAUACUUUUCCUGAGAGAGAUGAAGGCCAUCUUCAGUGUUCUUUACCUCAAUCCCUAGGAGGAAAUGUAGGUCUCCCAGAUCUUUAAGAGCAAACUCAGCACUUAGGUCCUUCAACAAUCCUGUCACUGCUUCAUUAGAUGAACUUGUGACAAUAAUAUCAUCAACAUAAAUAAGAACAAAAAUGGAUGUUUUGGACUUAUCUAUUAUUUAAUUAAAACAAGAGUCAAAUAAGACACCACGUGCGUCCACAUAGAUUAAAUUAUCUUGAUCCUUAAUUUUGUUUAUCGAUGGCUGAGAUUAAAAGAUGCAAACAUUACGUAAAAAAUAUGUACACGUACAAGUAUUAGAACAUGGCACAUACAAAUAGUGCACACAGGUUUAAAAGAGCGUUCAUGUCCAUCGAAACAAAACUAGCACGCACAAACAAAAAAAACCUUCACAUCAAUGGGUCAAGGAUAACAACAAACAAUAGUCAAACCUAGACAAAUAAGGAAUCUAAACAAAUAAGGACAGCCACCAGACCACGUGAGGAAAGUUCCAAAACAGAAACGAUUACAUGCAGAUAAGACAAGUUUACAAUAUGAUCUCCACACGGUCUCGGACACCCCAACCUAGACACCUUAACCCAUUAUAUAAACAAGUGCACCUGGCCGCACAAGCACCCAACAAACAAGUAGAAGUCGGCAACCACGACGACUUGAACAAGGCACACGCAACUCGACAUCCACACCGAAAGCCACCUCCAGCCGCUUCUUUUGACUUCCAACAAAGUCACGCCAGAGCACAGUCGACGCCCGACAAAGUUACGCCCAGCUGCUACAAUCCACGUCGAAAGAAGUGACCGCAAAGCACUUCUGGCUUGCAUCAUCAGAUUGACAUAACACUAUGGCAUACAAGAAGUUGAGCGACUUAACUACAAGGGGACAAAAUUGGAACAUUCAAGUGAAAGUAAUGAGAAUGUGGGAUUCGAUCAAUCCUACGACCGAUGAGCUUAUUAGCCUAGAUAUGAUACUAAUGGAUGAGCAGGGUGAAAUAAUCCAUGUUACUAUCUGGAAGAAUCUUAUAGACGCUUUUAGAUCAAAGAUCAAUGAAAAAUCUAUUUAUGCAUUCAGCAAUUUUAAGGUCGUGGAAUCCACAAAAUAUAGGCCAGUGAGCAAUGACAUUAAAAUAUUUUUUGCAUACAAUACAAAGGUAAAGGAGAUAAAAGAAUCUUCAGAAGUUUUCCCAGAUUAUUGCUUCGAGUUUGCUACCAUCGAGACACUAGAAGAAAGGGCAGAAAAAGAUACACAAUGCUCAGAUGUCAUUGGACUACUAACACAAAUGAAGCAUGUGGAGACAAGAAUAACAAAGAAGAACCAACAACCUUCAUAUAUCCGCGAGAUUGAAAUCCUAAUGCCAGAGGGUGAUAAAAUCAGAAUCACGUUAUGGGGAAAGUUUGCUUAUUUUUUGACCGAGGAUGUAAUCGGCAGCCAAACUGUCCUUAUUAUUACAUCAACGAUGGUACAGAGAUUUAAUGGUCUGUGCCUAAAGUCAACCAGUGCCACAAGAAUAUAUAUAGAUCUGGAUAUACCAGAAACACAAGAACUUCUUGAUAGGGACUCGACAGAAGAAACCUUACCAAAAAUGAUCGGUAUAGAUAGGAGUAAUCAAGGAACACUAGAAGAACAAAUGUUUUAUAGGAGGAAAACAUUGGAACAACUUACUACAAUGAGGCACGAAAACCAGCCAGACCAGAAUUUUGUCUUCACAACAAUAGCUACAAUAGACUGUUUGCAAGAAAAUAUUCAAUGGUGGUACAUGUCAUGUGUAAGUGUCACAAAUUGGCUACUAAAGAAACCGACAAGUAUUAUUGCAAGAAUUGUGGUAUAUAUCCAGAAAAGGUCACACCACGGUAUCGUGUUCGUCUUCAAAUUAGUGACCAUACAUCUACUACAAGCUGCACUUUAUUUGACGAGGAGGCUGCAAGAUUGCUUAAUAUGUCUGCAUCUAAGUUGCUGGACACACUAGAUGGGAAAUUAGAAGAAGCGCCAAAGAUUAUUCAACAAUUAUGUGGAAAAAGACUUAUAUUUUGAUUCAAGCUCAAUGAUAGUAAUCUCACAUUUGGCACACAAAACUAUGCAGUAAAAAGAACAUUUGUUCCUGAUGAUAAGAUUGAGAUGCUCUACUUGGACAAUAAAGCCGAGGAGGAACUGAUGGAUGAUGAGGUUGACAUCGUAUUAAUGAAGAAGCAGAACAUGCUAGAUAGAAAGUCAAAGAAUAAUAAAGUUUCACCUGGCGAACUUUCAUGCGAACUGGUGCCUGUGAAAGAGGAGCCACAUGACAUCAAUGGGACUACAUUAAACAAAGAUAAGAGUCAAGACAAAAUAUCGUCAUCAUCCCGUGAGCUCCGAAGUGGCAAUAAAAGGAGACUGAGAUCUGUUGUAAUAUCAGAUGACUCGGAGGAUGAAUGCAUUGAGACGAAUAUGCCUAAACAAAAUGAAAAAGGUGUCCGCGGUAACAAGAAAUGUGUUAAAGCAAAAGCCAAAAAUACAAUGCUUGAAGAUGAAGAUGAAGUACAGAAAGCAAGGCCCAGGAGAACAAGGAUGUUAUCUAGAUAAUUAGUGGAUCAGUAGCUUAUGAACAUGAUAAGUAAGAGUACUUGACAUGGAUGAGGAUAAGAAGGAUAUUAUUAGAUUAAGGGUGUGAGUGUUACCAAUGUUCUUAGACAUCUAGGUAAUUAGUGGAUCAGUAGCUUAUGAAAUAAAUAGUACAAUAGUCUAUUUGUAUCGACCAAGAUAAGUAAGAGUAUUUGACAUCGACUUGGAUAAGAAGGAUAUUAUUAUAUUAAGAGUGUGAAUGUUACCAAUGUUCUAAAACAGAUUGAUUUACUUUCUUCAUGUACUUUCCUU
Molecule: messenger RNA, 6584 nt
Organism: Triticum dicoccoides
Lineage: Eukaryota; Viridiplantae; Streptophyta; Magnoliopsida; Poales; Poaceae
Exons: 13
Coding region: 4582-5703 (373 amino acids)
Source: RefSeq, a predicted model, not a curated record